AUGCUUAUUACAUUUGAGGUAUUUCGAGGUGGCGAGCAUGACUGGCAAUUGCAUUUGAAUGCGCUGACUUCUACAUUGAGCCAGCUCACAACACAAGAUAUCUUCGCGCCAGGACACUGUCGUGAUGACUCUCAACAGGACCAAAUACACAAUCAUCUCCAGUUCACGAAAAACAAAGACCGUGACGGCCUACAAUUUCUCAUCACUGCGGCCCUAUGGUUUGACAUCCUCUCGUGUGUCUCAACCGGCAAGGUACCAGCGCUCCCUUAUCGUCAAUGGCUCAGUAUUCCUGGAUUAGACACAGCGGCUGUCAUGGGUUGCCAAAACUGGAUCAUGGCAUUGAUUGGUGAUUUAGCCAACCUGAAACAAUGGAAGGACAACAGUAUAAAAACUGGAUUGCUUAGUACUCGCGACCUAGCAGUCAAGGGCCAACGAAUUGAGAGUGCCCUCGAAAAUGGUAUCAAACAAUUGGACAUUAAUGAAAAGGGUUUUAUAGAUAAAGAUAUGAAUGCCUUGUGGGUAUCUCGUAUGUUUGCUCUCGCAGCACUAGUACUGUUACAUACCAUCAUAUCUGGACCUCUGCCGAAGCUUCCAGAGAUACGAAGUGCUGUUUCAAGAACUAUUGCAACACUUCGUACCCGCCCAAAGUCUUGUCCUGCGAAUGGUAUUGUGUGGGCAAUAUGUGUCACAGGAUGUAUGGCACCGCCAACGGUACAACAAUCUUUUGAAAGCUGCAUGAAAGAAAUGUUAGCCGAUCACGGUAAGUUUGGGAAUUGUUCUACAGUUCUCAGGGUAAUGAGGAAGUGCUGGGAACUCCAGCAACACGGCGUCGCCGAUUGCAAAACAGCCAUGGUGGAAAUGGGCAUUUGUGCUCUUUUAAUUUAG
Molecule: messenger RNA, 885 nt
Organism: Trichoderma breve
Lineage: Eukaryota; Fungi; Ascomycota; Sordariomycetes; Hypocreales; Hypocreaceae
Product: fungal specific transcription factor domain-containing protein
Exons: 3
Coding region: 1-885 (294 amino acids)
Biological process (GO): positive regulation of transcription by RNA polymerase II
Cellular component (GO): nucleus
Molecular function (GO): transcription cis-regulatory region binding; DNA-binding transcription factor activity
Source: RefSeq, a predicted model, not a curated record